AAGGGGGUCACAAUUAUGUUAAAUAGGCAGGGCUCAAAUAUUUGCCCUGUUCAAGCUAUGGCCAAUUUUUUGCUAGUAAGACCUCAUUUUACAGGACCUUUGUUUUGCCAUUUUGGAGGGAAGCCACUUACCCGUUAUCAAUUUUCGGCAGUUUUAGAUAGAAUUAUUAUGGCUAUUGGCUUGGAUAAGAAAUAUUACAAGUCUCAUUCUUUUAGGAUAGGGGCUGCAACAGUUGCAGCAGACAAGGGGUUUUCAGAUGAAGAGAUUAAAAUGGCUGGCAGAUGGAAGUCCACUGCUUUUCAAGCUUAUAUUAGAUCACCACUUACUCCAACAUCUCCUAUAUCUUAAGUUUUCCCAAUUUUUGGUAUGCAUUACAGGCUGUGUAAAAACAGACAGAAUAACAGUUUGGAUAGUCGGUUCAUCAAUCAUAAAAAAGGCAUCAAUAGCGGCAAGAAAUAGACCGGGGGGAUGGAGCUUAGGCCUGAACCAAAGAGGAGUAGAUAUUUGGUGGCAGGGGUAUGGCGGUCUAAAAUUCAUACACCUGGUCAAAAAAGUCAGAUACUUGGCCACUUUAGAGUACCCCCCUAAAUAUUUGCUUAUCCAUUGUGGGGCCAAUGAUUUAGGUCAAACUAAACUCCAGAGCUUAUUGCAUAGAAUCAAAGCUGACAUCAAAUUGCUUUCAGGUAUAUUCUCUCACACCACACUUAUAUGGUCCUUCCUUCUCCAACGUAUUUCUUGGAGACACUCUCAAAAUGUAAGGGCUAUAGAACAGGCUAGGAAUAGGUUGAAUAGGUGGGCAGCCAAUCAGGUGUUUGCUUGUGGGGGGAAAAUUCUCACCCACCCCCAAUUCAUAGGGAAACCAGCACAACUCUAUCACUCAGACGGGACUCAUUUAUCGGACUUGGGAAAUUAUAUUUUUCUUAGCAAUAUCCAAGGGGCCCUAGAAUAUUUCGCAAAUGGGGGAGAAAGCAAAGAGUUUCCUUGUAAAUAAAGUAAGGUAGGCAUUCAGACUGGGGGGGGGGGGGUAUUUUAGGCAAUGGCACAGUGGUCGGUUCUAUUGAAGGUUCCUACCCCCACCAUGUGGCGGUGGGCUCCCUGAUUAAUUUUCUGCAAUUGCACAAAUGUAAUCAGGUUGCCCAUAUGGCCAAAUCGUCACCUUCAAGUUGGUUGUGAAAAUAUACGUUGACUGUUGAUGAUGGUUGAAUGUUGAUUUGACAGUUUAAUUUCAUUUUAUGUAAAUAAUUAAGAGUUGAAUACUUGUGUGUUGUAUGUGUCGGUAGCAUGAUUGAGAUCAACCCAGCAUGUUACUUGCCCUUUCGGACGACGCAUAAUAUGUUGUUGUUGGGGGUGAGCCCUGUUGUUCGGCGACCCCACAGAUGUUGUUUCUGACCACUGUGGCCAAUAUAUUCCAUACAAUAAACCCAUACAUUUACAUCGUGUUUUUAUUCUGAAAAAGACA
Molecule: messenger RNA, 1459 nt
Organism: Ostrea edulis (European flat oyster)
Lineage: Eukaryota; Metazoa; Mollusca; Bivalvia; Ostreida; Ostreidae
Exons: 1
Coding region: 257-991 (244 amino acids)
Source: RefSeq, a predicted model, not a curated record